AGAGGUAGAUAUUUUAAUGAGUUGUGACAUACGAAGAUGCCAACCCUGGAUGACUUUUUAGAGCAGGUAGGAGAAUUUGAUUUCUUCCAGAAAAAAGUCCUCUUUUUUUUAUGCCUACUUUCUGCUACUUUUGUUCCCAUUUACGUGGGGAUUUUUUUCCUGGGUUUCAUCCCUGAGCACCAUUGCCAUAGCCCCAGGGUGGCUGAGCUGAGCCAGCGGUGUGGCUGGAGUCUGGAGGAGCAGCUGAAUCACACAGUUCCUGAGUGGGAUGGCCAUGGAUUCAGUUACAACAGCCGCUGCAGGAGGUACGAGUUGGACUGGAAUGCAACAGGCAUCAGCUGCACUGAACCCCUCAGAAGCCUCGUGGGCAAUGGGAGUACUGUUCCACUCGGUCCCUGCUGGGAUGGAUGGGUCUAUGACUCCUCAGGGAGCUCCCUUGUGACAGAGUUUAAUCUGGUGUGUGAGGACUCCUGGAAGCUGGACCUCUUCCAGUCAUGUGUGAAUGCUGGGUUUUUUAUUGGCUCCAUGAGUAUUGGUUACAUAGCAGACAGGUUUGGCCGCAAACUCUGCCUUCUGGUCACAGUCCUCAUCAAUGCAGUUUCGGGCGUUCUGAUGGCCUUUGCACCGAGCUACACCUGGACAGUGAUCUUCCGCCUGAUACAGGGACUGGUCAGCAAGGGGAGCUGGCUGACAGGCUACGUGCUCAUUGCAGAAUUUGUUGGCUCAGACUACCGGAGGUCAGUGGGUAUCACUUACCAGCUUGCCUUCACCCUAGGACUCCUCAUCUUCACCGCCCUGGCUUAUGCACUUCCACACUGGAGGUGGCUCCAGCUCGCGGUCACACUGCCCAAUUUCUUUUUCCUUCUCUACUAUUGGUGUCUGCCUGAGUCUCCCAGGUGGCUAAUAGCUCAAAAGCAAAAUGAUAAAGCUAUGGAAGUUAUUAAGCGCAUUGCCAAGGGAAAUAAGAAGAAGCUACCUCUUGCUUUCCAGAAUCUCAGUUCUGAAGAUGAAGAUGGAGAAAAGUUGAAACCUUCAUUUGUAGACCUGGUCAGGACACCUCAGAUCAGAAAAUACACAUUCAUUUUGAUGUACAGUUGGUUCACAAGCUCUGUCCUCUACCAGGGGCUCAUCAUGCACAUGGGAAUAGCCGCUGGGAACAUGUAUCUGGAUUUCUUCUAUUCGGCUCUUGUGGAGUUCCCAGCCGCCUUCAUCCUCAUGUUAACACUGGAUCGCAUUGGCCGUCGCUACACCUGGGCUGCAGCUAACAUGAUGACCGGGGCUGCUUGCCUGGUUACGGCAUUCGUCCCAGACUCUCUUUAUUGGCUUAAAAUGACUGCAGCUUGCUUGGGCAGGAUGGGAAUUACCAUGUGCUAUGAAAUUAUAUGCAUGGUAAAUCCUGAGCUGUAUCCAACAUUUCUCAGGAAUCUGGGAGUCCUAGUCUGCUCCUCCCUGUGUGACCUUGGUGGGAUCAUAACACCCUUCCUUGUGUACAGACUGGCGGAGCUCUGGCACGAACUGCCCCUCGUCAUCUUUGCUGUGAUUGUUCUAAUAGACAGUGGCUUAGUUUUGCUCCUACCUGAAAUGAAGGGAAAGGCUCUGCCUGAAACCAUUGAAGAUGCUGAAAAUCUGCACAGAUGCCUAGGUGAACAUGUGGUAAAAGGAGUCCAAAGUCUGUCCAGUGAGAGUCUCAAAAUUAACCAGCAACUUCUUGGAAACAAAGAAGGCAGCCAGGUAACCCCUGGGCUUCCCCAAGGGCCUCUGGACAGAGGUUUUGCCCAAUUUCAAGGGAAAGCUGUUUCAGGCAAAAGCAACACCAAUCCACCCGCAGUCAAACCAAGAAUAGCUUCAAAUCAAACACAGACACAAAGGGCUUGUGAGCAUAUACCAACCACAGCCUGAUAGAAAGGACGUGUCAACAGCAUUUUAUUAUCUUCUUCAUACAAGAUGUGCACCUCAAGCCUCUAUAUGCAAAGCUGCCAUGCCUCCUCUGGAGGAUGUGGCUACCAUAGAGAGACAGCAACAAGACAAGUUCUCUUGUGAGGUAUGCACCAAACUAGGACACCUCAGACUGGACAGGCAAUCCUUCUGUCUUUAGAGGAAGGUUUUAUAGCAGAAGGAACCCUUUCCAUUGCAAGAGUAUGGCAGAAAACCUAUUCUAUUUCUAUGCUAUUCACAUAAGAUUAGAAAAUACAUACAGAACGUAUUGUCUCCUAAAAAAUGUGAUUAACUUCUCCACCAAUAAUUUCUUUUACCCAGCUUGUACAUAUUUGGCAUAUAUAUUUUAAAUCUACUAAGCACCUUCUAGAUGCCCUGUCUGUUAAAAACUGCAUAUUUUUAUUCAACACAUUUUUCUAUAAAUAAUGUGCUGAUCUAAAGACUCAGAAAAGUGUUGCAGACCCUGAACUGAGAGUUCAGGUCACUAGUCUGCAAACACUUAUCUUGCAUAUAUUUACCAACCUCUUUCCAAAUAGCUGAAAAAUAGCCAGUUAACAGACUGUAGGAAAAGCUGAAGCAUAACAGCUGUAUUUGUAUUCCCUUGAACAGGCAAUUCUGUAGUUAUGUGAAAUUUGAGGGUUUGGCUCCUGGACUGAGACAAUAUAUCUCACAGAAGAACAGUAAUUCAUCAGCUUUGAAUCCAUCAAAUAUUAAUCUCAAAUUUUUUCUCAGCUCUUUGCCACCUGUCAAACCUGUAUUCACCUCUGACUUCCUUUAAAACGCAAGGAGAAAUAAUAAGGGCAAAGGAGACAUGAAAGCAUAAACAAGCUCCAGGUUGCCAUAAACUGAAAGCUAUGGCUUCAUAGACAGCAAGAGGCUUCUGCUGAACUUACAGCAGCUGCCUCGGUGGUUUUUCCCUCCCUUCGAAAUUCAGGUCCCACUGGUGCACCCUGGGAGAGGUCAGCAAGGACGUAAGGUGGCACUUACUGAAGACGAUCAGUGGCAGAU
This is a messenger RNA of Myiozetetes cayanensis, 2943 nucleotides long. RefSeq names its product solute carrier family 22 member 2-like. The coding region runs from base 37 to 1899 and encodes 620 amino acids. Lineage: Eukaryota; Metazoa; Chordata; Aves; Passeriformes; Tyrannidae. Gene Ontology annotation, biological process: transmembrane transport. The transcript is spliced from 12 exons. The record is from RefSeq and is a predicted model, not a curated record. Gene Ontology annotation, cellular component: membrane.